AUGAAUUCUUCAAGCAAUAUCAGUUUGAUGACUUUGGAAUUGGAAAAUUGCACAGAAAAGCAUCUUAUAAAUUCAAGCUUAUAUGAUCUAACAACGAUUGAUGAAAGAUACGGUACCGAAUAUAACCAAAAGCUGUUUCCUAUAGGCUAUUAUUUCUCUGUUUAUCUAAUCCCUAUCUGGCUAGUUAUCGGUUUGAUUGGUAACUUUUUGGCCUUCUUCAUAUGGAUUUCACCCAGACAACGUAAAAAAUAUAGCUCAGCAAUUUAUUUGGCUGCGCUUGCUCUCAGUGACCUAAUAUUUAUAUGCCUUCACUUUGACUACUACUUCACUUUCUAUCAUGCAUACUCAUCUGUUGUACAACAUAUUGCUACCUGCAAGCUAUACCAUUUUCUCAACACAUUUGUUCAAUUUUACUCUAUUCUACUUGUUUUCGGCUUUACGCUUGAGCGUUGGAUCGCCAUCUGGUUUCCCUUUGAAAGGCAUCGUCUCUGCACAAGCCGUCGAGCACUUAUGGCCGUCACGGUACUUGGAGGGUUUGCAACUGUUCCAGCCAUCGCUCAGGCAGUAUUUUUUAACAUAUUUGAGGGCCAAUGUCAACCUCACGCUGAAAUGAAACACUUUCGAUCCUGGUUCAUUCCAGCCCAAGAGGCAAUCUUUAGCCUUAUUGUGCCUUUGGCUGCGAUGGUUUUCAACAUAAUGGUGCUGAAAGAGAUGAAGCGACUAAACACAGGUUCUAAGACAACGGGGUUGCAUAGUCAGAACGGCCCACAUGGAAACGGAGAAGGGAUUGAUCGAGUAAAAGAAUCAUCCAGCUUUCUUGCUGCCACCCUAAUGGUCGUAAUUCUUUCAUUCUACCUUAUUCUCUGCGCUCUGCCACCUGGUGUUGCAUACAUGUUGCAAUUGAGUGCUCCAUUUACUGAAGAUUGCCUAACUGAGGAGGCCGUCGAAGAGAACGCAGAUUGGCAGAUUGUCAAACGACUGGUAAACAGCAAAAUGAUCAUCGAUACGCUUUGCAUGUCACAUUACGCAUGCAACUUUUUUAUUUAUUUCUCCACGAGCAAAUCUUUUAGAGAACAGACCAUGCAGAUGCUUAUUUGUUCUAGAAGUAGAGAUACCAAAACUGUUACAAAUCCUAGCAGUAGGAGAGCAUCCUGCUCCUACGGUAAGCCUUUUGGCGAGUCCCAGGGAAUGCAAUCAGGAAAGCAAACAAUUUCUGUAUUUACUGAGAACACAACAGCAUCAAUAGGAAAAAUUUCAGCAAGAGACAGGUUUAUUCGUCUUUUUACCAGUCGUAAGGCUGCUACAACAAUUACAAAUGGGAAAGAAUUUCCCUUGCCCAGAGAAAGGCGAAAAAAAGAGCUGCUUUUUACGACAAAAGUAAAAGAUUAUAGUAAAGUGGCAGCAAAGACUCAAAAUCGAAGAGUAUGUAAUACUGAAAAGCUUUUUCAGAACAGAGCAAUUGAUUCUGCGGAUAUGAGCUUAAUGUUCUGUUCUGAAAAAACAUAA
Molecule: messenger RNA, 1506 nt
Organism: Protopolystoma xenopodis
Lineage: Eukaryota; Metazoa; Platyhelminthes; Monogenea; Polystomatidea; Polystomatidae
Source: the annotation of a GenBank genome assembly